AUGAAUCCGGAAGAAGACGCCAAUUCCAUCAGUAUUCAGGCAGAUGCCUUUAACGAAUCCGUUAUGGAUCGUGUAGGCGUACUGGAAACUGAUCAUCCCUUGCUCGAGCGCUUUCAGUCCGCUCUGAAGGCUCACCUGCUGAAGGUGAAGAAUCAACUAGAGGAAGAAGUCGCAGAGUUAAACCAUCGACUGGAGCAGAAUGAAAAAGAAUCCGAAGAGGUCGGCGCCGAGCUGUACGAUCUGCAGGAGGAGAUCGACAAUCAGAAGGAGUUGCUCGAAAUUUAUAGUAAGGAAAUUUUCGAACUGGCCGCCCAACGCCAGCAGGAGGAAAAGCAGGCCGCUCAGUACCGGAAGGAGUUCGAGGAGCAGCAGCAAAUCCUACGGGAUUUUAAAAAGAUGCACAAGGAGAAUUUGAUGGAGUUGGAAAACUUAACCGUGCUGGAGAGCGAACUUGCUAAGUGGGCGCAAGAAAUCAAGGACGAAAUUGCCGUUGCGAAGCGCGUUGCCAGCAAGGAUGCGAAGGAUGAGCUUAUGGCGGCGGAAGAGCAUCGUCAGUCCGUUCUGAUCAUGCUCAGCCUUUCGGCAGAAGUAGAACGCAAGGAGCGCGAUCUAGAGGCAAUCGAAGAUAAGAUUAAGGAGCAGGAUGAAAAGCGGGAGACAAUUAGCCGCAGUUUAGCCGACGCGAACACCGAUCUGGAAGCGCUGCAGCACGAACACAAAUAUGUGUCCCAGGCCUGGGGAGAGGUGAUAGUAGCGAUCCAGAAGCGCGACCGAGUGCUGGUAAAGACGAAGGAAGAGCUGGAGAAGAUUAACGAGGAGCACAAAGUUAUCAAGAGCAAAACGGAAAUUACGAAGAAAACGGCCGCCAAGGAAAUGGAGCAGAACGAGAAGUUGGCCGGCUUUAAGAAUCGCAUCCAGGGGGAUAUCAACUCGCUGGAGAAGCAAGUCCGCAAGGAACAGGAAGACGAAGAUAAGCUCAAGCGUGACCUGGAUCACUACGCCCUGAUUCUCGAGCAAACGGAGGCCGAUAUCCUGAAGGCACAACAGGAGGGUUUGCUGAUUGAGAACCAUCUCAAAUCAUUACGUCAAACGCUGGAGAAACAGAAUCGCAAAAAGUUUGAACUCGAGGAUCAGAUACUGGAGCUGCUGCAGGAUCAGCUGACCACGGACAAGGCGGGAGAAGCUCAAGGAAAGUUACUGGCCGAUACCACUAAGAAGCGUAGGGAGCUGGAGAUAAACAUGGAGGAUACAGAGAAUCAGCUGUCGGUCGUGUUGCUUGAUCUGGAAAAAUGGAGAUCACUUGUGGAGAGCUCAAGAGAUGUCUUGAGCAAAGUGAAGCUUGAGCAUGACGAGUUGGAUGCCAAAGCAAACAAGCACAACGAAAAGAUAAAGCUCAACAAGGAAAUGAUUGCCGUGAAGCUACGCAAGAUGGAUGCGCUUAAUCGCGAACUGGACCAGCUGAUCAGUAAGGCAGGAGGACAGGAAAUGAAUCCGGACGAGCUGAAGUUGCUGGACGUGCAGCAAGACAUCGUAGAGGUUGAGGCGCAGCUAAAGGAGGCGCAAGCAUCAUGGUUGAAACUGCACACAAGCGCACGAGCACAAUCGAACAAGCGUGGCCAGCAGUUGAGCGAAAUCAAUUAUUCCAGAAAGAAGCUUCUUCUAGCCGAACAGAAGGCGAUCAAAAUUGAGGCACAACUCGAGGAGGUAAUGAACGAAAAUAGGGAGAUUGUACGGUCGCUAUCAGCACUCAAUACACGGCUCGAUAGUGCCAGCAUGGAACUGUUUAAGACACGGAAAAUACACGAGAAAGGCGAGCAGGAAUGUGUGGUAGCACACCACCAGGCAACGGAACGAUUGCGGGAUGCCGAAAUGGCUGUUCUGAACCUGGAGCAAGAGCUGAAAGAUCUCGGGAAAGAGAUCGAGGACUGCAAGCAAGAGGUGCUGGAGAAGCAUCGCGAAGCACUGUCCUGGGAAACGAAGUGCAAAAUGUCGACCGAGGCGAAAAAGUUCAAAGACGAGGAAACGACUCAAAACAGUGAGAUUGGCAUUAUGAAAGCGGAGAUCCAUCGCAUGCAGGUACGGUACGGUCAGCUGAAGCGUAUGCAGGAAAAACUGGUGCACGAUCUGGAAAACACCGUGCAUCAUCGGGAAAACAUUUUCGAUUCCGUUAACGCGCGGGAAAAGGUAUACGGUGGAAAGUUUAAGACCCGUUCAACGAUGCAGCACAAGAUUAAUGAGCUCAAGAACAAGCUGAAAGUUGUCUUUUCGGAAAUAUCUCAAGCAGAAAAGAGUCUGCUCGAGAUUGAUACGGCGCAGAAAUUACUGCAGGCCGAGAUCGAGAACAAAAAGCACCAGAUCGAGGAGGAAAAGCUUCAGACUAAUCUGAUCCGCGCGGAAACCGAACAAGCGUCCAUGCUGAAGCAGGAAAACCUGGACUACAUCGUGCGCCAUCAGUACCGGGCCCGUCGUUAUCGAGCGCUCGCAAACGCACAGCAGCUCCCGAAGUUCCGCAACGAGAUUCUCAUCCAGGCCGAUCUUCAGCGCCAGAGGGAGGUGAAUGAAAAUAUUGCUGCGGUGGUGGAAACGAUGCAGCAAGAUUUUCCCACUCAAAAGUAUAAUCUGAACAAAAUUCUUCAAUUGCUCAAAUAAGAUGUG
This is a messenger RNA of Anopheles maculipalpis, 2655 nucleotides long. It is a transcript of the gene l(2)41Ab, whose product is annotated as coiled-coil domain-containing protein 40. Lineage: Eukaryota; Metazoa; Arthropoda; Insecta; Diptera; Culicidae. The transcript is spliced from 4 exons. Gene Ontology annotation, biological process: axoneme assembly. Bases 1 to 2649 code for a protein of 882 amino acids. Gene Ontology annotation, cellular component: cytoplasm. The record is from RefSeq and is a predicted model, not a curated record.